Drosophila persimilis is the source of this 1820-nucleotide messenger RNA. Its product is annotated as transcription factor Maf. The record is from RefSeq and is a predicted model, not a curated record. The coding region runs from base 316 to 1269 and encodes 317 amino acids. The transcript has a single exon. NCBI's taxonomy places the organism in Eukaryota, Metazoa, Arthropoda, Insecta, Diptera, Drosophilidae.
CCGAGUGUCGUGGAAGCACUUCCAACCAGAAUUUGGAAGUUUUUUUCCAUAUUGAUUAGUUAUAUCGCUUUUGUUGUUUACUCGCCACAUUUUUUUAGCCAGUUAAUUGUGCUGUCCAAAAACGCGGCCACAAAUCGGCAUAAAAAUUCGCUAAAUCUAAUACGAAGAAACGAAAUAAAUCUCAGCAGCUGGCAGCUGGGAGCGUGACCGGAAUCAGGAACUGAGAGCGCCAACAUUGUCAUCGCUAUCCAAUCGAAUCAAAUCCAAUCCCCAACGACGCAACGGAAGAGUCGCGGCCCAGCGCACAAUCCCUCGAUGUCCGCGGGUGUGGGAGGCGGAGGGAGCAUAACCACAGACCACCAUAGCCGUUUGUACUUCCUCAACUCGCCGACGGCGCCGCUCACCGCUCGCGACCCCUUCUUCAUCAAACCGGAGUACCUCAGCUAUGAGAGUCCCAUGCACCAUCUCUACCCCUCGAACCGGGGCCUCAUAGAGUACAACAACUACAGCACAACCGCAGCGGCCGCCGCCGCCGCAGCCUCUGCCACAACCUCGGUCUCCGUAUCCGUCCCUGCCACAGCUGGGAGUGGGAGCGGUGCGGGCACUGCUCCAGGAGCGGGCGCGGGAUCCGGUUCGGGCUCGGCAGGGAACAGCGUUGCUAGCGUUACGGCUGUCCUAAACUUGGAGAAUACCUUCCAGCAGCAGCAGGCGGGCAAUCCCCACCAGCAACAGCAGCAUUCGCAGGAACAGAACGUUGGCGGGCAGCACCAGCAGGCGCCGCAUCCCCUGCACCAUCAUCUCUCCACGGGAGUUGUCGUUGUCGGCGGCCCAAGUGGUGGUGGUGGUGGUGGUGGUGGGAUCCUUGGAGUCGGACUCGGCGUUGGCGGUGCCCAUCAGUCGCAAUCGUCGCGCGCCCAAAAGGCGGCCCGUCGGCGCAGCAACGAAUCGAUCGAGGCGCGUGAGCGCCGCCUGGAACGGAACGCUGCUCGGAUGCGGGACAAGCGCUCAAAGGAGUCGGAGGCGGAGUACCGCCUCCGGUUGGCCAAGAAUGCCGAGGCGAAUCGCGUCCGUCGCCAGAACGAAAACGAAGUACAAAGAACCCUAAGACUGAUGAAGAACGCCGCCAGACAGCGUCUGCGACGGGCAAGCGAGACGUCAGACGAGCGGAAAAAGCGGCUGGCCAAGGCAGCGGAGCGAAUGCGGGUGGCGAGGGCCAGCGCUCCUAAGGUCAUAAAGCCACCGCUAGCGGAUCGGCUAAAGGGCUACUAACACUACACACACAAAGAUACACACACAGACACACACAUAGGCAGACCGACAGGUCUGGAGAGGAUCAGCUGGGGAAGCAGUGCAUGAGAAGUGGGAUAAGCUGUGUAAAAUCGGUGCAAGCAGUGCGCGGCAAACCUUUGGAGCUGGCUCCAGACAAAAAAAAACAAAGAAAGAUAAGUAGUUGGAAGGAAAGAGGUAGAGAAAUGAUGUGAGCGGAGGCAGUGCUGUAGAAGAUCGUCGGCGUCGUUUUAGACAUCUAUAAAUUAUAUAUAUUGUAUACAUAUGUAUGUAGAGCGAGAGUAAACCAGGAUUAGAAGCGAGACCAGAAACCAGUUAAGAAUCCAAAAGGAAAGUGAGAAAGCAGGAGCCGGACGGCAGGAUCAGAAUAUGGAAUACGACGGUAGCACAUUUAGAUAUAGGGCCGGCAAUUUUUUUUUAAGUUAACAUUUAACAUGAAGUAAAGUAAAAAGUAUAAAGUAAAGAAAAGUAAAGUAUUUUUAUAAUGCAUGCAUUAUAUUCGUACAAUAUAUAAAUACAUAUAUAUAUACAUC